GAAACCCUUCUGCUGUAGCUGCGAGGAAACCGCUCUUCGAGGAAAGUUUCGUCAGACAUCAUGGCCAGACUGACCUUCAUUGUGGUGGUGGCGAGCGUGAUGGCGACUCGGGCGACCGGACUAGUAUACCACGAGUGGUGCCUCGGCUACAAGGGGGAGUGCGUCCCUCGGGGUGGCUGCCCGGAGUCCUCGGGGCAGCUGUCUUGCCCCGACGGAAUGGUCUGCUGUCCAUUCGAAGCCUUCCCCUGCAGGAGGACUGAGGACUGCAAAGACGUGGGAGGCAAAUGCUCGUAUAGCUGCAAGGAGGAUGAGCUAGAAAUUCCGGAGAUGUGUGGAGAAGAUUGCAAAUGUUGCGUCACAGCGAGACCUUGCAGCAAGACCGACGCUUGCAAGGCCAUGUCGGGUCGCUGUGAUGACCGCUGCAACCGCAACGAGACGCCCAUCGACGGGUUGUGUGUGGGCGGAGGCUGCCGCUGCUGCGUCCCAGAACCCAAAGGGGAUUGUCCCGCUGCGACCGAAUGCUCGAAGUGGAGCGGCAGGUGUUCCAAGAAAUGCGACGACGACGAGGAGGACCUCCAUGGCUUGUGCGGCGAUGGCGACGAGGAAGACGACGACGACGACGAGGAAGACUGCACCUGCUGCGUUAAAGGUUGCUCUCUUUCCUAG
Molecule: messenger RNA, 666 nt
Organism: Penaeus vannamei (Pacific white shrimp)
Lineage: Eukaryota; Metazoa; Arthropoda; Malacostraca; Decapoda; Penaeidae
Source: RefSeq, a predicted model, not a curated record